Messenger RNA from Rhinopithecus roxellana (golden snub-nosed monkey), 1875 nucleotides. RefSeq names its product trehalase (gene TREH). The transcript is spliced from 15 exons. Gene Ontology annotation, biological process: trehalose catabolic process. The record is from RefSeq and is a predicted model, not a curated record. NCBI's taxonomy places the organism in Eukaryota, Metazoa, Chordata, Mammalia, Primates, Cercopithecidae. Gene Ontology annotation, molecular function: alpha,alpha-trehalase activity.
AUGCCAGGGAGGACCUGGAAGCUGUGCCUGCUACUGCUGCUGGGGCUGGGACUGGGGUCCCAGGAGGCCCUACCCCCACCCUGUGAGAGUGAGAUUUAGUGCCACGGGGAGCUCUUACACCAAGUUCAAAUGGCCAAGCUCUACCAGGAUGACAAGCAGUUUGUGGACAUGCCUCUGUCUAUAGCUCCAGAACAAGUCCUGCAGAUCUUCACUGAGUUGGCCAGGGACCACAAUCACAGCAUCCCCAGGGAGCAGCUGCAGGUGUUUGUCCAGGAACUCUUCCAGGCCAAGGGGCAGGAGCUGCAGCCCUGGACCCCUGCAGACUGGAAAGACAGCCCCCAGUUCCUGCAGAAGAUUUCAGAUGCCAAACUACGUGUCUGGGCAGGGCAGCUGCACCAGCUCUGGAAGAAGCUGGGGAAGAAGAUGAAGCCAGAGGUUCUCAGCCACCCUGAACGGUUCUCUCUCAUCUACUCAGAACAUCCCUUCAUUGUGCCUCGCGGUCGCUUUGUUGAGUUCUACUACUGGGACUCCUACUGGGUCAUGGAGGGUCUGCUCCUCUCAGAGAUGGCUGAGACGGUGAAGGGCAUGCUGCAGAACUUCUUGGACCUGGUGAAAACCUAUGGGCAUGUCCCCAAUGGCGGGCGUGUAUACUACCUGCAGCGGAGCCAGCCCCCACUCUUGACCCUCAUGAUGGAUUGCUACCUGACUCCCACCAACGACACCACCUUCCUACAGGAGAAUAUUGAGAUGCUAGCCUUGGAAUUGGACUUUUGGACCAAGAAUACGACUGUCUCUGUGAGCUUGGAGGGAAAGAACUACCUCCUGAAUCGCUAUUAUGUCCCUUACGGGGGACCCAGGCCUGAGUCCUACAACAAAGACGCGGAGUUGGCUGACACCUUGCCGGAAGGAGACCGGGACCCUCUGUGGGGUGAGCUCAAGGCUGGGGCCAAGUCUGGCUGGGACUUCUCUUCACACUGGCUCAUCGGAGGCCCAAACCCCAAUUCGCUUAGUGGCAUCCGAACCAGCAAACUGGUGCCUCUUGACCUGAAUGCCUUCCUAUGCCAAGCAGAGGAGCUGAUGAGCAAAUUCUAUUCCAGGCUGGGGAACGACUCCCAGGCCACAAAGUAUAGAACUCUGCGGGCACAGCGCUUGGCCGCCCUGAAUGCAGUCCUGUGGGAUGAGGAGACCGGUGCCUGGUUCGACUACGACCUUUAGAACAAGAAGAAGAACCAGGAGUUUUACCCAUCCAACCUCGCUCCACUCUGGGCCGGGUGUUUCUCUGACCCUGGUGUGCCAGACAAGGCUCUAAAAUACCUGGAGGACAGCCAGAUCCUGACUUACCAGUAUGGAAUCCCGACCUCUCUCCUGAAGACAGGCCAGCAGUGGGAUUUCCCCAAUGCCUGGGCCCCCCUGCAGGACCUGGUCAUCAGAGGGUGCAGCCUCUGCUCUGUCUGGGAUGGGAGACCUGGAGGUUGAGUCCUGCCUGCGAUGGGGUCUAGAAGGGCCAAGGCACCUUUACCUCGGGCCCAGGAAGUGGCUUUCCAGCUGGCUCAGAAUUGGAUCCGAACCAACUUUGAUGUCUACUCGCAAAAGUCAGCCAUGUAUGAGAAGUAUGACAUCAGCAACGGUGGACAGCCUGGUGGGGGAGGAGAGUAUGAAGUUCAGGAGAGCUUUGGCUGGACGAAUGGCGUGGUCCUGAUGCUGCUGGACCGCUAUGGUGACCGGCUGACCUCAGGGGCCCAGCUGGCUUUCCUGGAGCCCCACUGCCUGGCGGCCACCCUUCUACCCAGCCUCCUGUACAGCCUCCUGUCACGGUGACAGCCCUCCCCUCCUCCCCUGGCCCCAGCUCCUGUCCCAUUAAACCUCUGUACCAGU